Molecule: messenger RNA, 2651 nt
Organism: Coffea eugenioides
Lineage: Eukaryota; Viridiplantae; Streptophyta; Magnoliopsida; Gentianales; Rubiaceae
Product: kinesin-like protein KIN-14S
Exons: 12
Coding region: 99-2462 (787 amino acids)
Biological process (GO): microtubule-based movement
Molecular function (GO): ATP binding; microtubule binding; microtubule motor activity
Source: RefSeq, a predicted model, not a curated record
UCUCACUUUCUCUCUCUAUACAAUUCCAUUUUCCAGCUUUCAAUCUCUGUUUUCUCCACAUUCUUCAUCAAUUUCUGAGAAAUCAAAAACGUCUUCCCAUGGACGAUCAACCCUUAGAAAUGCUGUGUUAUAAUUUUGAUUGUGCCGUCACUGUCUCCGGUGAUAAUUGCAAGAAUUCAUCUGCCGGUGGAAUUCAAAAGGUUGAACAAACUAGUGAUGUAGCAGAGGACAGUAAAGAAUCGGUUGGAGUCAGCAAUGAAUCAAACGAUGAUACUGAGGAAACCUCUUCUUCCGAGCAGCAGACUCUUCCAGUUUUUCAGAAGAUUCAAGACCUAAGCAGCAAAGUACAGCACUUGAGGGAAGAGCACGCAGUUCUGUGCAAUGAAGUAAAGGGCAUUACUGCAAAUUCUUUUCCUGGUUCGGAGGUUUCAACUGCUCUUCAGAGUCUUAGCAUGGAAAAUGAAAUUUUGAAAAAGCAGUACCAUGAAGAGUGUGAACUAUUGAAGAAGAAAUAUCUUGAAGAGUACAAUGAAAGAAAACGACUAUACAAUGAAGUGAUUGAGCUGAAAGGAAACAUAAGGGUCUUCUGCAGAUGUAGGCCACUGAAUGCGGAAGAAAUAUCAAAUGGCUCCACAGCUGUCGUUGAUUUUGAUUCAACUCAGGAAAAUGAGCUGCAGAUCAUUUCCUCUGAUUCUUCAAGAAAGCAUUUUAAGUUUGAUCAUGUGUUCAAACCAGAGGACAGCCAAGAGGUGGUCUUUUUACAAACUAUGCCCAUAGUGACAUCCGUCUUGGAUGGUUACAAUGUCUGCAUAUUCGCCUAUGGACAAACUGGAACAGGCAAGACGUUCACCAUGGAAGGAACACCAGAAAAUAGAGGGGUUAACUAUCGGACUCUGGAAGAGCUGUUCAAAGUAUCUAAAGAACGGAGCAGCUUUAUGAAAUAUGAAUUGUUUGUUAGCAUGUUGGAGGUUUACAAUGAGAAGAUAAGGGAUCUUUUAAUUGAGAGUUCCAAUCAACCUGCUAAAAAAUUGGAGAUAAAACAAUCAGCAGAGGGAACUCAGGAAGUACCAGGGUUGGUUGAAACUCAUGUUCACAGUACAGAUGAAGUGUGGGAACUCCUCAAGUCUGGGAGCCGAGCUAGAUCUGUGGGAUCAACGAAUGCAAAUGAACUUAGCAGCCGCUCUCACUGCUUGGUACGAGUAACUGUUGUGGGGGAGAACAUAUUAAAUGGGCAGAGGACAAGGAGCCAUCUUUGGCUAGUGGACUUAGCAGGAAGUGAACGAGUUGGAAGGAUUGAAGUUGAAGGUGAAAGGUUGAAGGAAUCUCAGUUUAUAAACAAGUCCUUGUCAGCCCUUGGAGAUGUUAUAUCUGCUCUUGCCUCUAAGACGACCCAUAUUCCAUACAGGAACUCGAAACUGACUCAUAUGCUGCAGAGCUCCUUAGGAGGGGAUUGCAAGACCCUGAUGUUUGUCCAAAUUAGCCCAAAUUCUGCCGAUUUUGGUGAAACCCUUUGCUCACUGAACUUUGCAAGUCGUGUCCGAGGAGUUGAGCAUGGACCUGCUCGGAAACAGGCAGAUGUUGGCGAGCUUUUCAAAUAUAAACAAUUGGCAGAAAAAGUAAAGCAUGACGAGAAGGAAACAAAGAAAUUGCAGGAUAGUUUGCAGUCUCUACAACUAAGGCUUUCUGCCAGAGAACAUAUCUGUAGAAAUCUUCAAGAAAAGGUACGAGAUCUGGAGAACCAAUUAGCAGAGGAAAGAAAGACUCGACUGAAGCAGGAAAGUAGAGCUUUGUCUGCUGUCUCUGCUCAGUCCUCGGCCUUAUCUUCUCUAGGCCAAUCAAUGAGGACUAUAACUGAGAAAAAACCACCUUUGGCUCCAUCAAAAAUGAGGUUACCACUUAGAAGAAUCACCAAUGUGCCGCCACCAUCUCCUGUUCCUACAUUCAGAACGAGGAAUUCUAUGAUUCCACGUCCCAAAUAUGACAAGGAAAAUUUGUCGAGACCAUUGAUGGAAACAUGCAAGUCAAAGGCAAAACGCUUAUCCAUUGCAGUGAGGCCUAAUGCAGCUGCCAAACAGGUUCUUCAGCCCAAAAGACGGGCUUCAAUUGCAACCUUUCACCCUGAACCAAAUUUAAACACAACAACAACUCCCUUGAAUAGGUCCAGUGCACGAUUGAGGACUGACCGUGUGGUGGGUCGGCAAUCAUUUGUUUGGGAUCCUCAAAGAGUAUGGCGUACAACAAAAGUGCAGUCUCCGCUACAGCAAUUGAGGGGAACAUCUGGUGCAAUGGAGGAAACACCAAUUAAUCCUCGAAGCAGUAAGUUUGUUGGUAGCCCCCCAUCACAAGCUGGUUCGUGGAGGCCUAAGCAUCCAACAGUUGUUGCACUACAGAAGAAGCAGUUAAUAUGGAGUCCACUUAAGAUGAAAGCCAUGAGAAAUAGCAGGAAGUCACUAAUAUCCUGAUAAUCUGCCCUUAGAACACUCACUUUUUGGCUCAUCUUUUUCACUUUUAGGGAUUCAUUACUUGCUGUAUGCAUCUUGCUUACUGAUGCUAGUUAUUUCAUAUGUUGAGUGAAAUUCAUUUACUAUAUAAAUAUAUUGCUGACAACAACAUCAAGCAUAGAAGCUAUUGUGAAUUUCUGUUGAUAAUAG